Staurois parvus is the source of this 393-nucleotide messenger RNA. The record is from the annotation of a GenBank genome assembly. NCBI's taxonomy places the organism in Eukaryota, Metazoa, Chordata, Amphibia, Anura, Ranidae.
UCCCAAAAGGCAGCUUUUAGGUCUAGCAACCUAUUGCUAGGCCUAAGCACUGUCACACAAUGGAGGGUCAAGGCACCCAUUAAAAUUAUGGACAGUCCCGAGGCACCCUUUAAAAUUAUGGACAGUCCCGAGGCCCCCUUUAAAAUUAUGGACAGUCCCGAGGCUCCCUUUAAAAUUAUGGACAGUCCCGAGGCACCCUUUAAAAUUAUGGACUGUCCCGAGGCACCCUUUAAAAUUAUGGACAGUCCCGAGGCACCCUUUAAAAUUAUGGACAGUCCCGAGGCACCCUUUAAAAUUAUGGACAGUCCCGAGGCACCCUUUAAAAUUAUGGACAGUCCCGAGGCACCCUUUAAAAUUAUGGACAGUCCCGAGGCACCCCAUUCUAAAAUGUGA